This is a messenger RNA of Cooperia oncophora, 213 nucleotides long. The record is from the annotation of a GenBank genome assembly. NCBI's taxonomy places the organism in Eukaryota, Metazoa, Nematoda, Chromadorea, Rhabditida, Trichostrongylidae.
AUGUGUGACGAUGAUGUAGCAGCUCUUGUGGUAGAUAAUGGAUCUGGAAUGUGCAAAGCAGGAUUUGCGGGCGAUGAUGCUCCCAGAGCCGUCUUCCCCUCGAUCGUUGGUCGCCCACGACAUCAAGGUGUCAUGGUAGGAAUGGGUCAGAAGGACUCGUAUGUUGGUGACGAGGCCCAGUCGAAGAGAGGUAUGCUUACAAUCACGUUUUAG